AUGGCGGCAAUGUCGCUCCUCGCGCUGCUGCUGGCCGUCCUGGCCAUGGCAGUCUCAGCGCAGAACCCCGCUGGUACGACAAAACCUCCGCCACACUCUGUCAUCUUCCAGAGCGGAACUGCAAGAAUCCUCUUCCAUCUCUGUUGCAGGAUUCAUCAGCAUAGACUGUGGCCUCGACGACGACUCUGGCUACAUAGACCAGGUUACUCAGAUCCCCUACUCGCCGGACGAGCCCUACACCAGCGCCGGAGUGAACAGUAAGGUCUCUCCUAGCACCGAUCUGACGUCCAUCAGGCGCUACUAUGCCAACGUCCGGAGUUUUCCUGAUGGGACUCGAAACUGCUACACGCUGCGGCCGCUGGUGCGGGGCGCCAAGUAUCGGGUGAACGCGGAGUUCUUGUACGGGAACUACGACGGUCUGGGUCGGCCGCCGACGUUCGACCUGUACCUCGGCGUCAACCUGUGGGUGACUCUAACAACGGGCGACUUCAGUCGGACGGAGAUCAUUGCUGUCGCCGCCGCCGAGAGUAUGCAGGUCUGCCUGGUGAACACGGGAAAUGGGACGCCCUUCAUAUCCGCGCUCGAGCUGCGGCCCCUUCCCAAUUCCACGUACACCCUGGUCAACUCGUCCCAUUCUAUCGUCAUGCUCGAUGGUCGGAGUAACUACGGAGGCGAAGGCCAGAUCAAGUCCUCUCUCUCUCCCUAGCCGGUCUAUCUCUACCCAUCUCUCUUCCUCUUCUCUCUAAAAAACUCUCGUACAGGUACCCGGCCGACCCUUACGACCGCGUGUGGUUCCCCGUGCCACUAGGCAGAAAUAUAAGCACUGUCGCCAUAGUGGAUCCAGUGGAUGGGUUUCCUGUGCCACAGGCAGUCCUGAAGACGGCGGCGACGGCGGCGUCCCUCUCGGAGAGCUUAAACAUCACCAUUCCCGGGAGCCCAGAGGAUCACACCCACCUGGUCAUGUACUUCGCGGAGCUCCAGCAGCUGGGGGGCAACGAGACCAGGGAAUUCAAAAUCUAUCAGGGCGACAGUCCGUUCUACGGCCCGGUAAGACCAAACUUCCUGAAGACGCUGGUUACCUACACGCGUCCGCCGGGCCAGCCGGGGGGACUGACCUACUCCCUCCGGGCCACGGCCAACUCCACUCUGCCCCCCAUAAUCAACGCUCUCGAGACGUUCGCCAUGAGAGAGCUAACCUUGAAGCCGACCGACGAGGACGAAGGUGACACCCUCUGGCUUCUUCCCUCUGGAAUAUCUUUAACACAAACAGUUAUCUUCAAGCUUCCAUAGAUCGAAGUCUCAUUCAUGAGAUUCAUCAUAAAUUCUGAUACACUCUGGUCGUGAUAUCACCCCACAAGAGGAAUAACCUAGGGGAUCAGAAACCCAGUCUAGUACUGAAAUGCAGAAUUAUUACUUUCUUCUUUUCAUCGAUCAUACAUGAAAAUGGGUGUAAUGGGCGUAAAUUAUUCUUCACGCAUUAUCUUUGUCAAGACUGUAGCUGUUCUGCAUUCUUACUCUUGCUCACCCACAUGGAUGACAGUGGAGGCCAUUUCAAAGCUCAAGAACUUGUAUAAAGUUAAAAGGAACUGGGAUGGCGAUCCGUGUGUUCCACAAAACUUCACCUGGGAAGGCCUGGAAUGCAGCGCCAAUGCCUCUAAUUACUGGAGGAUAACCUCGUUGUGAGUUCUGACAGUAUGAUCAACUAAAUUUCUUUUCUAAGCAACCAGGCUUGAAAUUAUAUGGCAUCGAAGAAUGAAAUUAUCUUGGCUUGCAGAAACCUGUCUCACAGCGAAUUGGGCGGCGGAAUCCCUCCUUUUAUAGCCAACCUCACAAACUUAGAAUCCUUGUAAGUUCAUUUAAAAUUCUUGAAUGUGCUUUCCUCGUCCUGUUUUCACCAAUAUUCUAUAGAGCAUAAAAAAACGGCAAUCUAAAGAAAAUCCAUGCCUCCUUUUUUCAUGGCAAAUAGGAGUUUGUGUUUCUCUGAUGUAGCAAGAAUGAAAGGUUUCUCUCAAAGCUAAUACAUUCCAAGCAAGAAAGUGAAUAAUUUUACACCUUACACUCCUCUACUCCUUUCAGGGAUUUAUCGUAUAACAACUUUACAGGUGAAAUACCUGCUUACAUAGAGAAUCUAUCAGCGCUCAAAAUCCUGUAAGUUUUGAAACUUUGAUCUCUCCAGUUUUGUUCUUCAUAAAGGGAGUAUCUGAUGGUUAACUAUUCUCUGUUUGCAGGAACUUGGAAAGCAAUAAUUUGAACGGAACUAUUCCGAAAACUCUUUACGAAAGAUCGCAAGAUGGAUCACUACAAUUAAGGUUAGCUUUGCAUCCAUAAUCAGUGGAUAAUAUGAUUCUGUAUAAGAAAUUUCAAACAUAAAGUUAUGCUAACAAGGGUAAAAAUAAAAUAAAAUCUGAAAAAAUCUAUAAACCUUGAUUAUGUCCCAUUGUUGUGUUGCUCCAAACUCCAAGUUUCUUAUCCACCAAGCCACACAAAAGAUAUGAGAAAAUUCAUUGAUGCAAAGCCUUAAUGUAGAUGAUAGAAAAAAUUCAAACAUUGAUAGUACAGAAGCACUUGCCAAGAUUGUUUCUUCUAACUAGCUUUCUAUGCGUUCAUUUCAUAAAAUUAGUCAAGAUAAGACCGAUACUGUGUAUUAUCCCAAUUAUUUUUAUUUUCCGAAAUAUGAUCCUUACAAAUAUCCAAAGCAUUAAUUACUGACUUUUCCCCAUAGCUGGAAAAAAAAACAGGCGCCUGGUUAGAAUUAGAGCAUCAAACAUGACUGUGUCACAUGCAUCUAGUAGAAAGGAAAAUAAUAACCUCUCACUAAACACUUGAUCAUUAUUUAACUUUGCCUAAUCGUUCUGUAAAGCUUGGAUAAACAGUAAGUUCAGGAAUGGAUGAUAUAUUUACCCUAUUCUGACACCUAUGAUGUUAUAAUUUUAGGAUCAAAAACAAUCCAAUUCUAUGCAGCACAGUGAGUCUCUGUGAAUCAACAACAACAACAAAGAAGAAAAAGAUUAUCAUUCCCAUUGCAAUAGCUAUUUCCGCCUCCUUUCUACUACUUCUGAUCGUCACCAUAAUAUGUAUCCGGAAAAGAAGAAGAGCGGAGAAAACACAAAACCCUACACAAGGUAUAUAUCUAUAACUUCUGUUACUUUUUAACUUCAUCAAGUCUACAUCAACACUUGUUUGAAGCCCAAUCAUACUGUUAUCUUAACAUUAUAUUUUAUUGCAGUAGAAUUAUACAGGGAGCAACGAGGAGGGGAUGGUAACCGCCAGUUAGUGGGGAAUGAAAAUAGGCUGCUUUCUGAAAGUGACCAAUUUUCAACAUCUGAUGUAGUAAAUAUCACAAAUAAUUUUGACCGACCAAUUGGAAGAGGAGGUUUUGGAACUGUCUACUAUGGUCGUUUAAAAGAUGAAACUGAAGUUGCAGUGAAAGUACUUUCUACAUCAUCAACACAGGGAGCGAAGGAGUUUAGAGCUGAGGUAACUCAUAGUGACUGAAAACGAAAUCCCAAUUGUAGAUAAAUUAUAUUCUACUUAGAACUGAGGCAAGGCCCAGUGCUUAUUUGUUUGUAUGCAUAAAAAUGACAUGUAUCUUGGAAUUUCAGGCUCAACUCUUGAGGAGAGUACACCAUAAAUAUCUAGUAUCAUUGUUAGGAUAUUGUAAGGAUAACCUAGCACUGCUCUAUGAAUUCGUGCCUCAGGGUUCCCUUGCAGAUCACCUCUCAGGUUCUCCUACACGAAACACUCUUUACAUAUGAGAAAAAUGCCAUGUUUCUCACUGAACCUUCUUUAUUUUGUACGCCUCUCAAGUUCUCAUAUGUCAAUCAAUCAUACACAGGUGACUCUGCCAAUAUUAAUAUCUUAAGUUGGAGAGCACGACUCCGCAUAGCACUUGAAGCCGCACAAGGUCCGUUCUUCAUACAUCAUUGAUCUUUCUUCCUCUUACCAUUUCUUAUGUUUUAUUCUUGUAAUGAUAUAUGAUGGUCAUAUUUUAAUUUCCAGGACUUGAUUAUCUGCACUGUGGUUGCAAGCCACCCAUUGUUCACAGAGACGUCAAGCCUUCAAAUAUCCUCUUAACCAACAACUUUGAAGUCAAACUAGCGGAUUUUGGGUUGUCCAGGUCUUUCACAAAUGAAGAGGCUACUCACAUAUCAACUUUAAUUGCAGGAACUCCUGGAUACCUUGAUCCUGAGUACGUCAUAGAAAAUUCAUCUUUUGUUCAUAGAGGCAAAGGAAUAGCCUCAUCUUGAGCAUUUUCUCAAUUUUUCGUAUUCUUUCUGUGCAGGUAUUACAAAACAAGUAGGUUGAAUGAGACAAGUGAUGUUUACAGCUUCGGGAUCGUACUACUAGAGCUUGUAACAGGAAAACCACCAAUUGCUAACGAUUCCAAGAGAACUCACAUAACUCAGUACGUGCAGUCCAGAUUGGAAAGAGGAGAUGUAGCCGAUAUUGCAGAUCAAAGAAUGUGUGGUGACUACGACGUUAAUUCCAUAUGGAAGGUAAUAGAGAUCGCACUGUCAUGCACAUCACCCAACUCUGGCGAUAGACCAACUAUAAGCACUGUGGUUGUCCAAUUAAAGGACUGUCUAGUAGUUGAAUCAUCUGGGGACUUCCCAGAUUAUACUACUACAGAUACAAUGGCUAUUCUUCCUCCCAAUUCAUUUGCAAGCAUUAGCCCAUCUGCAAGAUAG
Spirodela intermedia is the source of this 4688-nucleotide messenger RNA. The record is from the annotation of a GenBank genome assembly. NCBI's taxonomy places the organism in Eukaryota, Viridiplantae, Streptophyta, Magnoliopsida, Alismatales, Araceae.